This is a messenger RNA of Aspergillus heteromorphus CBS 117.55, 1018 nucleotides long. RefSeq lists its product as uncharacterized. NCBI's taxonomy places the organism in Eukaryota, Fungi, Ascomycota, Eurotiomycetes, Eurotiales, Aspergillaceae. The record is from RefSeq and is a predicted model, not a curated record. The transcript is spliced from 3 exons. The coding region runs from base 126 to 869 and encodes 247 amino acids.
GGCAAGCAGCCCCUUGAGCUUCAUUUCCACCACCUACCUCAUAGCGCCAUUAUCGCACGGAUGUUGCGAUCUCUUUCCCUUCAAGUCUCGCCCCCCUGCUGAUCCGCCGUCUGUCCGUCACCAACAUGGUCUCCACGCGACACCAUCCCCGCGACUUUCCACCCCCUUCGACCGCGAAAGCUGAGCCGCCCUCGACGCCGUCGCCAGCAGCCAAUGGCUCCUCCAAACGAUGGGUACAUGUUCCAUCGGGCGCGUUUACCCUGUGGCUGAUCGUCUCCCUCCCACUCGUUCUGUGGGAUGCUGGCUAUGUGCUGUUGCGCCCUCACUCCAUGCCCGGGAACAAGUGGCACUCCCCGGUCUGGACGCCCUACGCUCUAUACGGAACCAUCGACUACCUCUACGGCUGGCCUGCGUUCAACGCGCGCAACGGAUUCACCGCCGCGCAAACCGUCCUCAACCUCUUCGAGACCGCCGCCUACAUCUACUACCUCGUGAUCGUGUAUACCCAUGGUGUGUCGGCGGGGAGCGUCGGUCGCGGCCAGCGGAAGACCAAGAAGGGGCCGCUGUGGCUGCUGAAGGAAUCGAAGUUGGUGUCGGGACGGACGGGCGCCACUGCGCUUCUGGUUGCGUACAGUGCGUCGGUGAUGACUCUUGGAAAGACCAUUCUAUACUGGCUGAAUGAGGCUUUUUCGGGUUUCGAUAACAUCGGUCACAACGACGGUUGGACGUUGUUCUUCUAUUGGAUUAUUCCCAAUGGUCUCUGGAUUGUCUUCCCGGCCUACAACAUCUAUACUCUGGGGUUGGAAAUCGUGGGCUCGCUGGAGAGUGGCAUUCCGCGCCAGCGAGUCGGGCGGCCCAAGUCGACGUAGGCAUGUCUAUGCUCUAUUGGCAGGAGAAGCUCGGGUCGAUGAGGGUUGUAUACCUGGCGAGGAGCGUCUAAGCAAGAAGGGUGUUGGAGGGUGCGGUGCACUGCACUGCAACAGCCAGACAUGCAGUGCAAGAACGACUUUUGUAUGAG